Messenger RNA from Papaver somniferum (opium poppy), 2088 nucleotides. RefSeq lists its product as uncharacterized. The record is from RefSeq and is a predicted model, not a curated record. The coding region runs from base 370 to 1761 and encodes 463 amino acids. NCBI's taxonomy places the organism in Eukaryota, Viridiplantae, Streptophyta, Magnoliopsida, Ranunculales, Papaveraceae. The transcript is spliced from 15 exons.
AAAAAGAACCAAAAAGAAUAAAAUUCGAGGUGUUUUUGUUGUUUUUGGAGUGAGAAAUUGGAGCGUUACAUAGAAGCAGAAGAAGAAAAGGAACCUCAUUUAGUGAAGAUUAAAGAGUUAUAUUGUCUGGGUUAUUCUUUGUUUGCUUGUUAAGUAAUUGUCGGAAGAACCCAUUGAUUGAUUUCCAUAAGAAGAAGACGAAGAAGAAGAGACUUAUUUGGUUUUGAGAUAUGGAUACGAAGACGAACGACAAGGAUGUCAUUCGUUUAGAACGGGAAUCUGUUAUUCCUGUUUUAAAACCUAGAAUUAUUAUGACCUUGGCUAACCUCAUAGGGAGGUCAGUUGCUCCCGCCAUGGCCUUAAUGCCUAAUGUGUUAUCUUUGUUGGUAUCCAGAACAUGGGAAUGACAGGGCUGAGUUUCUUAAGCUAUGUAAAAGAGUUGAAUACACUAUUCGAGCUUGGUAUCUUUUACAGUUCGAGGAUCUUAUGCAAUUGUACUCCUUGUUUGAUCCAGUUCAUGGAGCUCAAAAAUUGGAGCAGCAGAACUUGUCUUCUGCAGAGAUUGACGUCCUCGAACAGAAUUUUCUCACCUACUUAUUUGAGGUGAUGAGCAAGAGCAAUUUUAAAGUCACAACUGACGAGGAAAUUGAAAUUGCACACUCUGGGCAGUAUCUUUUAAAUCUUCCUAUCAAAGUAGAUGAAUCGAAGCUGGACAAAAAGCUUUUGAAAAGGUAUUUUGAAGAGCAUCAUCAUGAAAACCUCCCAGAGUUUGCUGAUAAGUAUAUAAUCUUUCGUCGCGGCAUUGGGAUUGAUCGCACAACUGAUUACUUUUUCAUGGAGAAAGUGGAUAUGCUCAUUUCACGCCUAUGGAGAGGUUUGCUCAGAAUAACCAGACUUCAGCGCUUCUUUGUCAGAAAGCCAAGUAUAAAAACCAAGAAAGAACCUAAGGAAACUGAUGAAUUAAUCCCUGAUGGGGACACAGACGAUCUAUUUGUUGAACGGAUUCGAAUUGAAAAUUUGCAAAUCAGCACAAGGAAUAUGCUCAACAAGAUCACAAUACAAGAACCCACCUUUGACAGGAUGAUCGUUGUGUACAGGCAAGCAAGUAGCAAAACGAAAGAAGAACGAGGAAUAUUCAUAAAGCAUUUUAGAAACAUACCCAUGGCUGAUAUGGAGCUCGUUCUGCCAGAGAAGAAAAAUCCGAGUUUAACCCCGAUGGACUGGGUCCAGUUCCUUGUUUCUGCUGUCAUUGGACUGGUUACUCUUGUUGGUACAAUUGAAAGCCCCAAAAAUGAUUUCUGGGUUAUGGUUGCUAUUAUCUCCGCACUAGGUGGCUAUUGUGCAAAGAUAUAUUUCACAUUUCAGGCAAACAUGGCAGCAUAUCAGAAUUUGAUCACAAAAUCGAUGUACAAUAAACAACUGGAUAGUGGGAAGGGAACUCUUCUGCACUUGUGUGAUGACGUGAUUCAACAAGAAGUUAAGGAGGUGAUCCUUGCAUUUUUCAUAUUGAUGGAACAGGGUAAAGCUACUAGAGAAGAUCUUGACCUCAGGUGUGAAGAACUAAUUAAAGAAGAGUUUGGUGAGAACUGCAAUUUUGAUGUCGAUGAUGCAGUACAAAAAUUAGAGAAACUCAGCAUCGUCUCGCGGGAUACUAUUGGAAGAUUCUACUGCGUAGGUCUGAAACGUGCUAAUGAGAUAAUUGGUACCACGACUGAAGAACUGGUGAUGAAGGCAAGACAGGGUGCUAAUAGCGGGGCAUGAGGUUAUCAUUUCAGGUUGUGAUCUUUUUCCAUUCUUUCACGUAUGAAGAGAUGAAUGGUCUUCUAAUCUUCUCUUCUCCUCCUGGGUAUGAUACGAGGAUCUUCUCGUCUCUCCUCCUGGGUGUAUGUAAUGAUGGACCUGCAGGAGCAGAGUUUCACACGCCCAUUUUGUGUUUGCUUGUUCGUUUUUUGUUUCCUUGUAUGUGAUCAUCUGAAAUGCCACAAAAAGGAUUCAUACACUGAUUUUAAUUGAUUCAUUUUUUAUUUUAUUUUUGUGAAAAUGAAUAUUUUAUUUAUUUAUUUUUGAAGGAAAAAGAUUCUAUAAUUA